Molecule: messenger RNA, 1470 nt
Organism: Carassius gibelio (silver crucian carp)
Lineage: Eukaryota; Metazoa; Chordata; Actinopteri; Cypriniformes; Cyprinidae
Product: P2X purinoceptor 4
Exons: 12
Coding region: 20-1240 (406 amino acids)
Biological process (GO): response to ATP; monoatomic cation transmembrane transport
Cellular component (GO): plasma membrane; nuclear inner membrane
Molecular function (GO): extracellularly ATP-gated monoatomic cation channel activity; purinergic nucleotide receptor activity
Source: RefSeq, a predicted model, not a curated record
CUUUUUCAUACAUACAUACAUGAACGCAUUGGAAGCAGUCGCAAUGAAAAUGAUAGAGAAAACAAAGAAUUUUUUUUCUGAAUAUACAACACCACAAAAAUUAGUGGUAAAAUCCAGCAAAAUCGGAGUGCUUUAUCGUUUAUAUCAGUUAACAGCGAUACCAUAUGCUCUUUGGUAUGUGGCUUUGAUUGGAGGCCACCAGGAGACUGAUACCAUCCUAAGCUCUGUGACAACUAAAGUGAAAGGCAUCGCUCUAACAAACACUACCGAGCUUGGUGAACAGAUCUGGGAUGUGGCUGACUACAUCAUUCCAGCUCAGGAGGACGGCUCAUUCUUUCUGAUGACCAACAUGAUCAUCACACCAAACCAAACACAGUCAAAAUGUGCAGAGUAUCCAACCCCAAAAUCCAUUUGCACAUCUGACAUGAACUGCACCAAAGGCUUUAAAGAUCUUCAAGGGAAUGGUGUUCAGACAGGCAGAUGUGUCCAUUACUCUAAGUCUGUGAAGACUUGUGAAGUGUUGGGCUGGUGUCCUGUGGAAAAGAAAGUUGAACCUCCAAAUCCAGCACUCCUGGCAGAUGCUGAAAACUUCACAGUAUUCAUAAAGAACAAUAUUCAAUUCACCAAAUUUAACUUCAGCAAAACUAAUAUCCUACCAAAGAUGACCAGGUCCUACUUGGCAAAUUGUGCGUUGAAAAGAAAUAUGGACCCUGACUGCCCAAUUUUCAGAAUCAAAUAUAUUUUUGAAGAAGCACGAGAGGAUUUUCAGACCAUGGCAGUCUAUGGGGGAGUAAUGGCAGUGCAGAUCCAGUGGGAAUGUAACCUUGAUUUGAACUUGUGUGCUCCCCAGUACUCUUUCCGAAGACUAGACAAGAAGGGGCCUAAUAGUAGUGAACCCUCAGUGCACAACUUACGAUUUGCUAAAUACUACAAGAACAGUAAUGACAAAGACACCAGGACCCUCAUCAAGGGAUAUGGCAUUCGUUUUGAUGUUCUGGUUUAUGGUGAGGCAAAGAAAUUUGAUUUUCUAAAAACAAUUCUCCACAUGGGCGCACUCGUGUCACUUCUAAGACUGGUGGAUUGUUUGUUUGAUUUAUUGGCUUGGCUUUUGGUGAAAGGGUACAAAGAGAACAAAUUUAAAUAUCUCCAUGUAUAUGGGCCUACAUCCAAUGCAGCGCCUACUGAAAUGAAAGAUUCACAUUUUACUUCCCCCAUCACUACCUAUAGAUCUAUCAGUUGAUUCCAGGCUUUCAUUUAUCAAGAAUCAUGGUUAUAAUCUGUAUAAUAACUGUGAUUUUCUAUUGAUGUUUCUGUAAAAAAAUGCAUUGAAACAAAUGUACGUUACCUUUUAUUUUACUCAUUUUCUGUACAUUGUGAUUCAUUUUUAUGUGAUAGUCACAUUUAAUUGUGAAACUCAUGUAUUAUAUAAAUCCAAUGCACAAUAAAAUAAAUUAAAUGGAUGCACCUGUA